AUGUCACGCACCCCAUUGAUUCGAUCGUCGCCUGCCCUGGGCUCAACCUCGUACGGUGCUGUACGUAUCCCACAUGGCCCCGACGACGAGGCCCAUCUGCCAGCACAACGGAAGAAUAUCCGUAGGGGAGUGAACGAAGAAGGAUCCUACCAAACCACUUUCGAGAAUGGUGCUGAGGGCCCGUCGAGGUCUAAUCCCAAAUCAAAACGCUCGCACUCAUCAAGUCGAAGAAGUAGUGGCUGGUACAGAGAAACCCAUAACCGGCGACCCUCAUCUGCGACCUCUGAUGUAGGUAUGGGUGCCGAUUCAAAAUUCUCAUUUGCGACGGGGUUGGCAGUACCUGGAAAUCCGGUAAUUCAAGAAACUCCAGUCUCGUCCCCCUACAUGACCAGUGAUGAGGAAGAUGCCCUGGAUGUCGAGGACGAGGACUCAAAGUCUCCCGAGGAGGAUCCCCCGGAUAAUUCACCCUAUGCUCAAGUUCGAGCAACCGUCCCAGCAACAGAUGAUAUCACUUUGUCCAUCAACACCCCUCGGAUGUGGAUUCUCUCCUUGAUAUUCUCACUGACGGGCUCCGCUGCGAAUCUUUUCUUCUCACUUCGCUACCCGAGCGUGGCCAUCACCCCGAUUAUUGCUCUAGUCUUAGUCCACCCCCUGGGCAAGUUUUGGGAUGUUUUAUUGAAGCGGACCGAUGAUCCCCUCGAGCUGUUUGAGAAUGGAACCCUCGACCACCGGGAAUCUCUAGCUGGCGAGAUUGAUCCCCCCAACCGAUCGUGGGUGUCUCGGGUUCGACUAUGGCUUGCUCAGGGCCGUUGGAAUGAGAAGGAACAUGCCUGCGUCUACAUCAGUAGCAAUGUCUCUUUUGGGUUCGCCUUUGCAACGGACGUCCUAGGCUAUGCCUUUGCUGGCUUAACGAGACGCUUUCUAGUGCGGCCAUCCGCGAUGAUAUGGCCGGGAACUCUCAUGUCCACUGCCAUGUUUUCUACAAUGCACAAGACAACCAACAAGAAAGCCGAUGGAUGGAGUAUCUCUAGAUAUAAGUUUUUCAUACUGGUCUGGGGAGGGGCUUUUCUUUGGUACUUUGUUCCGGGCUUACUGAUGCCUGCACUGAGCUAUUUCAGCGUGAUUACUUGGUUUGCUCCCAAAAACGUGGUGGUCUCCAAUCUCUUUGGUGUGGCCUCGGGUCUUGGGAUGUUCCCUGUGACGUUUGAUUGGGCUCAAAUUGCCUAUAUUGGGUCCCCUCUACUCACGCCCUGGUGGGCUGCAGCGAAUAUUGUCACGGGACUAGUGGUCGUCAUUUGGAUCAUUGCUCCUAUUUUGUAUUUCAAGAAUGUGCUCUUCUCGUCCUUUAUGCCCAUCCUCUCGGCAGCCGUUUUCGAUAAUGAGGGCCAUCCGUACGACGUGAGCCGAAUUUUGACUCCAGAGUUCGUGUUCGAUCAGAAGGCCUACGAGGAUUACUCGCCAGUAUAUCUCCCCAUUACCUAUGUGUUGUCAUAUGGGGUUCAGUUUGCGGCUCUCACCUCAUUGGUUAGUCAUACCGUGUGUUGGUAUGGCAAAGAUAUUUGGCAACAAACUCGCCGCGCAUUCGAAGAACGACGAGAACUUCCAGAUCGUGACACAUAUGAGCCCUUGAGGAGCGAAAGAGGACCUCAGCCGCCUCGUCGCAGCUAUGAUAUCUCCAGAGACUCGCAAGAGGCUCUUCGAGAGAUGCCUCCGGGAACGGAAGAUGUUCAUUGUCGUCUGAUGAGGCGUUAUAAAGAUGCCCCACUCACAUGGUAUCUCAUAGUGCUCAUCACGAUGCUUGUCACUGCCAUAUUUACCGUGGAGCAUUAUCCGGUUCACCUACCUUGGUACGGGCUGCUUUUGGCUCUGGGAAUGACUAGUGUCUUUUUUAUCCCCGUUGGCAUCAUAAUGGCUGUGACCAAUCAACACAGCAGUCUCUACUUAAUCUGUCAACUGCUUUGUGGCAUCGUAUUUCCUGGACGGCCCGUUGCGAACAUGAUUUUCGUGACAUACUCCUACAUCAGUUCCGCUCAAGGCAUCAAAUUUUCCUCGGACCUCAAACUUGGUCAUUAUAUGAAGAUUCCACCUCGCAUUUUGUUCGGCGUACAAAUGCUCGCCACACUGGUGUCUAGCUUAACCCAGAUUGGGGUGCUGAACUGGAUGUUCACCCAUAUCCCAAAGUUGUGUACCCCUCAAGCGCUAAAUGGAUUCAAUUGUCCGAUUGCUCGAGUGCAUUUCAAUGGGAGUAUUCUCUGGGGUGUCGUGGGCCCACAGAGAUUCUUCGGGCCGGAUGGCCUCUACCGGCCCCUGGUGUGGGCAUUUUUGAUCGGUGCCGUGGCACCGUUGGGUGCCUGGGCCCUUGGUCGACGAAGCAAGAAAAGCUUUUGGCGCAAGGUCAACUUUCCCAUCCUGUUCGGUAGUCUCAGCUGGAUCCCCCCUGCCACCGGCUUGAACUUCUCCACCUGGGCAUUGGUAUGUUUCGUGUUUAACUACGUGAUUCGGCGCCGCAAGACGGCUUGGUGGGAGAAGUAUGCAAUGACCCUGUCCGCCGCUUUAGACUCAGGCCUCGCAUUUGCCGUGGUGGUUGUGUUCUUUGCUCUCAUCUAUCCAGGUUGGGUCACUGGAUUUCAAUGGUGGGGGACGGAGAUUUACAAACAAGGCUGCGACUGGAUCGCCUGUCCAUACCGACGUUUGGAGCCAGGACAGAAGUUUGGAAACUGA
Messenger RNA from Penicillium verhagenii, 2721 nucleotides. RefSeq lists its product as uncharacterized. NCBI's taxonomy places the organism in Eukaryota, Fungi, Ascomycota, Eurotiomycetes, Eurotiales, Aspergillaceae. Bases 1 to 2721 code for a protein of 906 amino acids. The transcript has 7 exons. Gene Ontology annotation, biological process: transmembrane transport. The record is from RefSeq and is a predicted model, not a curated record. Gene Ontology annotation, molecular function: oligopeptide transmembrane transporter activity.